AUGGCGGUCCAGCGUAAGGUUAUAGACAAGGGCCUUUUGAAGAACGUUAUUCGACACACUGAUGCUCACAAUAAGGUAAGGAUAUAAUAUCCUGAUGUGAAUUAGAUAAGGUGAAAGUUUUAUUCAAAAAUUCUGAUAAAAAGUAAGACAACUGCGUUUGUUGUCAAGUUAAGUUAUCGUCGUUAACGAGAUCUUGUGUGUUGUUUGGAAACUCCACAAGUUUUUAUCUGGUCCUGGUGUUGCAAGUUCACCAUCUCUUUCUUUUUUUUCAGUUAUUGGUUAAGAUUAUAUUCUUGCCAUAAUGAUAUUAGUCGAGGGAAAAAUACUGGUUUGUGCGCCGUAUAAGCAUUAAGUUCAUUUUACGUAUGUCGUUCAAUCCAGUUUCACUGUUGAUCUUUCCCUUUUUGUGUUAUAAAUUCGUAACUAUUUGGUUAUUUUUUCAUUACUAAGAUUCAAGAGGAAAGUGAAAUGUGGAAGCAGUAUGAGCUGAUGAACAGUAAAAUUAAGGGGAGCAAUGCUCCAUUGUCAAAUGACUCUAAACGGUAUGAACUAAACACAAGCUUGUAUAAUGUAAUCACAUGCCAUAUUGUGUGCACAUCCCUUUAACUCCCGAGAGUGGCUAGGAAAUAAUUUCUCCUCACAAUAUCUAUACAAUAUCAAGCAGACAAGUGAUGAGAUUUAAAAAUAUAAAUUAGAUGAUUAUAAUUAGAUCUGAUACCAAAUAACCCAAACUUACAUUCUAAGAAUUAUAUAGAGCAAACACCAUAAACAAUUACUAAUAAGAUCUUGGUUGUGGAAGAGAUGUGCAAGCACAUUUUAUGCUAGAUUGAUUACCAAACUAUUAAAAACAUAAUGGAAUGAGCCUAAAUCUGGAUAGAGAGUAACCUUUACUUCUUAUUUUUAUUUUAUUUUAUGAAACUCCAGUGAAAAUGGAAGGUUUGGUAUUUAAGGAUCCUCUUUGUCCUUACCUUUUUUUAAGUCAGUUCGUCAUUUCCUUACUUCCUUCACUGCUACUACUUCUAUUCUACUGUUACCAUUUUAAGGUUGUUUUAUUUUUUUAUGGAAUGCCUAGGGGAGCCAGAGUUUGAUUUUUUAUCAUUAUUCUGCCCCAAGGUACAAAGGGCAGAUGAGAUGUGAUGAUGACGACACUACAUUACCACCCAGAAGUAGUUAUUGGACACAACAACUCUUUGAUUUUGAAGCAAAUGAUUCUCAAAGGUUUGUUUGGUUGAAGUUCAUCAGGUCAAUAUUAAAAUUAACUUACUACCAUUUACACAUGUGAACCUCUGUUAACCUUUUGCACGCAAACAUCAGCAAGCAUAUUCUUCAUACUACUCUUCAUACAUAUCCUAUGAUGCUGACAAGGAGAAUUUGUCUAAUAAUCAAGAGCUUCUUUAGUCAGUGAUCAUUUCCUUUAUUCAUGUGACCUUAUUGUUGAUACAGGGGGAUACUGUAAAAAGAAAUUAGAUAGUUUUACUCCUUGUGUCUAAAUUCUUUCUUGUAGAUGCUUCGUACAUUUUGUUUUGUUGAUGUUAAAUCAAGAUAAAAUCUUCCAGAUGAUAAAUUUGUCUAGUCAUUUUGGUAAUGAAAUGGAUGAAUUAUUGAAAAUGUAGAACACAUUUUUGUGUAAAUCACUUCUAAAAGAUGAAAUAUUAACAUAAAGGUGUAUGAUUUUGUUUUAUUCUGUAACUAAGCUGUUAUAUUUUAUUACCAGAUGGGGUCAUGAGGGUUACAAAGAACUCUAUCCAGAGGAGUUUGAGAAUGGAGAUAAUAAGAAAAAAGCUCAAAAUUUUGAUGAGAAGAAAAGGAAAAAACAUAAGUAUGUGAAUAUAGUUUGUUUUCUUACUGAGAGAAUAACUCAUUUGAUCUAGUAGGAAAACUCAAUUUAAGUGAGCAUUUGAGAGAGAGAGAGAGAGAAGACUUUAUUUAUUGAGGAUAGCACGUGAUAGUGCACAAACACUAAUAAACUUGUGGUCCUCCUAAUUACAAUAAAUAUAUAAAUACAAUAGAAUCAUUAAUAGAAUGAAAUAUAAAUAGAAAAUUAGCUAAAACAAGUAAGAAUAUAUAAAACUACUAUCAAUAAAAUUUACGGAUUAAAAUGAGCUAAGCAUGAUUGGUCCUUAUAGUAAUAUUUAAAUACGUUGUCUUUAAAGGCCUUAAGUGUAUUAGACUUUUUUAAUUCAGGCUUUAACUGAUUCCAUAAUUUUAUGGCAGAAACUAGAAAAGUUUUCCCUCCUUCUCUAGCCCUUAAACUUAGGUAAUAAAAAGUUGUAUUUACAAAAUCUAGUGUUGCGUGAAUGUACUGAACUUAAUAAUCUUAAGCUAUCAUUAAGAUAAUUAGGUACACAAUAAUUAAUCCUUUUAAAUAGUAUUGAACAUUUAGCCAUCUUAGUAGAGUCAUAAAAUGGUAUCCACUUUAAACGAUUGAAUAGCAUAACUGAUGAACUACGUGGUUCAGCAUCUAAUAAAACCCUAGCAGCUCUCUUUUGUAGCCUAAGUAUUCUUAAAAGAGAUUCAUUAGAGCAAAGUGACUGCCAUGCAACAUUGGCAUAAUCAAAUAAUGGCUUAAUUAAACUAUUAUAAAAUAAAAGUCUUUGGUUAAAUGGUAAACAAAGUUUGAUCUUAUUCAAAAUUCCAAUUCUUUGUGAAAUUUUUUUACACAGUCUGUCAACAUAAGUGUUCAUUGAUAAAUCGUGGUCAAUGUCUAUACCAAGAAGUUUAGCUGAGGGUACUUGUUCCAAUGAUACACCAUUCAUAGUUUUAAGAGAUAAAUUAUAACCAUCUGGUAGUUUCUUCCCAAGGCGUUUGCCUGUGACCAGUAGUGUUUUAGUCUUUUUUUCAUUUAAGAUUAUUGUAUGAAAAAAAUUACAAUUAUUUGCUCACAGAUAGGGGCUUAAUGGUUAUAAAGAACUUUAUACGGAGGAUGUUAACAAAGAACCCUUUAGUGAGAAAAAUAAAAUAUCUACAAAAAGGAGGAGGAAAAAGGAAAAAAAGGUACUGCAAGGGGCCUAAGUUUUAUGAAAUUCUCUGCUUUUUUUGAACUUAUUCAAUGUAAUGUCAAAAAUGCCUAUAUCCCUAUGGAUAUAUAGUUCUUCUAAAGUUGCAUUAUAUACUGAAUCCAGCGGUGAAAAGUGAGUUUGCGCAGUGGCAAAGAGGGCAAAGGUUGGGACAGAGGCUGGAGUUAGAUCUUCAUCAUGAUCCCAUUGCUGAAAGAAAACUUUUUGAAUUGCAGAGUUGACUCAAAGAGCAAAAAACACAAGAAGAGAAAGAGAGAAAAGAAAGAAAGUGACUUGGAUUCAGAUGUAUCAAAUAAAGAAAGCGAGAAUAGUGAUGAACUGCAAAGAAAACGGCAAAGGACUAGUAAGGCUAGAAGCAAUGAACAUAGUUUGAGAAGAAAACAGCAAAAAGAUCGUAAAAAGAAGAGAAAAAGGCCAUCAGAUGAAGAAAAUUCCGGGAAAAGUUUAAGUGAAGAGAUGAGAGAACAGAAUAAAAAGGUGCAUCACAAGCACAGGUCAAAAACUCGAAGAAAAGGGAAACUUGAAAAAGACAGAUAUUAUAAAAGUAACACUGAAAGUGACUCUCAUGACUCGAGAUCACACAGACGGGAAAAAUAUGAACGAAAUAAACACAAAGAGAAAAGAGUAGAAGAAAAACGUGGAAAAAAGAAUGAUGGAUCAGUUUGACUGGAUUGAGGGAAAAACGCGGUGCAAGAAGUGAGUUAGAAAAACAAAACGAGUAAAGAUUGCGUGACAUAGUUGCGUGACCAAUCAACGACAAUCGUUUCCAGAAAAAGUAUCAGCCGCGUAAUGUGUGAUUGUUUUGUGAGAGGGAAAAUGUAUCUUCCGACCGAUUUUUUUUAAAAUCGAAUAUACACGUACUGUUUUUCAAGAAACGUGUCUUUGCAUACUAAAUAAAAACUUUUUCGGUUUCAGUCCUGUUCGACUGUCAAGUUUUGUUUUGUGUUUUUACAGUACUUCCGUAUCAUGUUGUCACGUUUUUUCGUAUCUUCAACUCCGGUAGCAAGGCAUGAAUGAAAACUACUGUACGUGGUAUAAACUUCCUUGAGUGUUCGGACUUGUGUAUAUGUUGUCACGUUUGUGCAGUGCUCCCGGGGUAAAUAUUAUUUUUGUUUUGAUGACAUAAAGAAGACAAUAAAACAAAGAAAAGCUCUCUGCCUUGGGAAGCCAAUCUAUAAGCAAAUUUAUU
This is a messenger RNA of Pocillopora meandrina, 4206 nucleotides long. The record is from the annotation of a GenBank genome assembly. NCBI's taxonomy places the organism in Eukaryota, Metazoa, Cnidaria, Anthozoa, Scleractinia, Pocilloporidae.